Messenger RNA from Poecilia latipinna (sailfin molly), 2062 nucleotides. RefSeq names its product zinc finger and SCAN domain-containing protein 31-like. Lineage: Eukaryota; Metazoa; Chordata; Actinopteri; Cyprinodontiformes; Poeciliidae. Bases 121 to 1881 code for a protein of 586 amino acids. Gene Ontology annotation, cellular component: nucleus. The record is from RefSeq and is a predicted model, not a curated record. The transcript has 5 exons. Gene Ontology annotation, biological process: regulation of gene expression.
GUACAGCCAAAGUGAAACACGCGGAAAGUAGUGCACACGAGGUAGCAUUAGCUCCUCUUGGAAGGCAGUUUGAAAACAGCUUUGGUGUUUUAGGUAAAUAUUUGUGUGUGUUCAGUAAAAAUGUCUUCAGUUCCGCCUCAGAGAGAGUUUAUAAACGAGCAGGAAACUCCUGCUGAAGAAACAUUUACAGAUUUGAAAGAAAUCAACGUCAAGAUCGAGGAAGAGAUGGAGGAUCAGACAGAAAUAAACGUUAAGCCCGAGGAAGGGAUGAACGAUCAGCGCAGACUGCUGGGUUUCAGCCGGAUACCGAAGCUAAUCUUACACCGGAUAGAUUCCCUACAGUGCUGGGUGUGUAAAGAGGAGGAGGUUCUGAAUGAAUUCAGCAACCAGGACAGGAAGUCCACUUCAUAUAAAGAAGAACCUGAACAUCAAGAGUUCAAAGAGGAAGAGAAGCCACUCUGCAUCAGUCAGGAUGAAGAACAACUUGUGCUGAAACAGGAGACUGAUGACAUUUCGAUGAAUUCUAAUGUGCAAAGAAUCCACAAUGAAACAGAACCAUGGAGGAACCAACUCAUCUCUCAUGGUUCUGUUGAGGAUGAGAACCAGGAUCAGGAAGGAAGGAAUUCUGAAGACCCAGGAAAAAAGAGAGAUGAAGAACAGAAACAAAAUGAGAGAUGUCAGAAAACCAAACAGGAGAAAAGUAAAACUGACAGUUCCAAACAAAAAAGGCAAAAAAUGAUGGAUCACAUGAGAAUUCACACAGAUCUCCCACAGUGCUGGGUGUGUAAAGAGGAGGAGGUUCUGAAUGAAUUCAGCUACCAGGACAGGAAGUCCAGUUCAUAUAAAGAAGAACCAGAACAUCAAGAGUUCAAAGAGGAAGAGAAGCCACUCAGCAUCAGUCAGGAUGAAGAGCAGAUUGUGGUGAAACAGGAGACUGAUGACAUUUUGGUGAAUCCUCCUAAUGUGCAAAGAAUCCACAAUGAAACAGAACCACAGAGGAACCAACUCAUCUCUCCCGGUUCUGCUGAGGAUGAGAACCAGGAUCAGGAAGGAAGCAAAUCUGAAGACCCAGGAAAAAAGAGAGGUGAAGAACAGAAACACAACAAAAGAUGCCAGAAAGAUCUCCCACAGUGCUAUGUGUAUAAAGAGGAGGAGGUUCUCAAUGAAACAGAACCACAGAGGAACCAACUCAUCUCUCAUGGCUCUCCAGAAGCUGAGAACCAGGAUCAGGAAGGAAGCAAUUCUGAAGACCCAGGAAAAAAGAGAAAGAAAGAACAGAAACAAAAGGAGAAAUAUGAGAAAACCAAACAGCAGAAAGGCAGAACUGAUACUGAAAAACAAAAGCACAAGAAAGCUCAACCAGGGCAAAAGUUAUAUUCUUGUAAAAUUUGUGAUAAAACUUUUUUUAAAGAGAGAUACUUGACGAGACACAUGAUGACUCACACAGGAGUAAAACCUUUCACAUGUUCAACCUGUGAAAAAAGUUACAGUGAAAGAGGAACUUUAACUCGGCACAUGCGAAUUCACACAGGUGAGAAGCCAUUCUCUUGUGGGACCUGUAGAAAAAGUUUUGCUCGAAAAGAUUAUUUAAAUUUUCAUAUGAAAAUUCACACAAGUGAGAAGCCUUUCUCAUGUGAGACCUGUGGAAAGACUUUCAGGUUGAAAAGGCUAUUGGUUGAUCACAUCAGAAUUCAUAUGGGUGAGAAGCCUUUCUCUUGUGGGACCUGUGGAAAAAGUUUCACGCAGAAAACAGCUUUAAAUGUGCAUAUGAGAAUUCACACAGGUGAGAAACCUUUCUUAUGUGGGAACUGUGGAAAACGUUUCAGGAUGAGAAGUCAUGUACUUAGACACUUAAAGAUUCAUAUGGGCGCGAAACACUGACAUGCGGAGAGGUUCAUAGCUGGUGAGGCUCUGACUUACGAUGUGUAAAUUUAGACACCAUGUUAUUAUUUACGUACUGAAAUUUUGCACCGGCAUAAAACACAGGAGGGCAAAAUGACUAUUCUUUUAUGUCAUCCAUAUCGGCGCUAAUUUAAGAAAUAUUAAAGAAUGAACUGUUGAC